UUCAACCUUUUGGAAUAGCACUUGGGGCUGGCAGCAUGAGUCCAGUAAGGCGCGGGGAUAGUCCGUGCCUUUUACCCUUGCAGCUCUUCAGCCUCUGCUGGGUGCUCUCAGUGGCUCAGAGCAAGACAGUGCGAUACAGCACCUUCGAGGAGGACGCCCCCGGCACGGUCAUCGGGACCCUGGCUGAGGACCUGCAUAUGAAAGUGUCUGGAGACACAAGCUUCCGCCUGAUGAAGCAAUUCAACAGCUCCCUGCUACGGGUGCGAGAGGGCGACGGGCAGCUGACCGUCGGGGACGCGGGCCUGGACCGCGAGCGGCUCUGCGGCCCGGCCCCACAGUGCGUGCUGGCCUUCGACGUGGUCAGCUUCUCACAGGAGCAGUUCCGGCUUGUGCACGUGGAGGUGGAGGUGAGGGACGUCAACGACCACGCGCCGCGCUUCCCCCGGGCCCAGAUCCCUGUAGAGGUGUCCGAGGGCGCGGCCGUGGGCACUCGAAUCCCCCUGGAGGUGCCGGUAGACGAGGACGUGGGCGCCAACGGGCUGCAGAGCGUUCGCCUGGCAGAGCCUCACAGCCCCUUUCGCGUUGAACUGCAGACACGCGCGGACGGUGCCCAGUGUGCCGACCUGGUGCUACUGCAGGAGCUGGACCGCGAGAGCCAGGCCACGUACAGCCUGGAGCUGGUGGCCCAGGACGGAGGCCGCCCGCCGCGCUCCUCUACGGCCGCCCUCAGCGUGCGCGUGCUGGACGCCAACGACCACAGCCCGGCCUUCCCGCAGGGCGCCGUGGCAGAGGUGGAGCUGGCAGAGGACGCACCCGUGGGCUCGCUGCUACUCGACCUGGACGCGGCGGACCCCGACGAGGGUCCCAACGGCGACGUGGUGUUCUCCUUUGGCGCCCGCACCCCACCAGAGGCACGCCGGCUCUUCCGCCUCGACCCCCGCUCGGGACGACUCACCCUCGCUGGACCCGUGGACUACGAGCGCCAGGACACAUACGAGCUGGACGUGCGGGCGCAGGACCGUGGCCCGGGGCCUCGCGCCGCCACCUGCAAGGUCAUCGUGCGCAUCCGAGACGUCAAUGACAACGCACCGGACAUCGCCAUCACCCCACUGGCGGCUCCAGGCGCGCCUGCCGCCUCGCCCUUCGCCGCCGCCGCCGCAGCUUUCGGAGGGGCGGACACGACCUCCUCCACCGGGUCCGAGACGCCAGAGGCGGGAGCCAUCUCCCUGGUGCCAGAGGGGGCGGCGCGCGAGAGCCUGGUGGCGCUGGUCAGCACCUCGGACAGGGACUCAGGCCCCAAUGGGCAGGUGCGCUGCGCCCUCUACGGGCACGAGCACUUCCGGCUGCAGCCUGCCUACGCGGGCAGCUACCUGGUGGUGACGGCGGCAUCCUUGGACCGCGAGCGCAUCGCCGAGUACAACCUCACUCUGGUAGCCGAGGACCGCGGCUCGCCCCCACUACGUACCGUGAGGCCCUACACGGUGCGCGUGGGUGACGAGAACGACAACGCGCCUCUGUUCACGCAGAGGGUCUACGAGGUGUCGGUGCGCGAAAACAACCCGCCUGGCGCCUACUUGGCCACAGUGGCCGCCAGGGACCCGGACCUGGGCCGUAACGGUCAGGUCACCUACCGUCUGCUGGAGGCCGAGGUGGGCCGCGCUGGGGGUGCUGUGUCCACCUAUGUCUCAGUGGACCCGGCUACCGGAGCCAUCUAUGCUCUGCGCAGCUUCGACUAUGAGACCCUGCGCCAGCUCGACGUGCGCAUCCACGCGAGCGAUGGUGGCUCCCCUCAGCUCUCCAGCAGCGCACUGGUGCAAGUGCGGGUACUGGACCAGAACGACCAUGCGCCGGUCCUGGUGCACCCGGCGCCAGCCAACGGCUCCCUGGAAGUGGCAGUUCCCGAACGCACUGCAAGGGACACAGCCGUGGCUCACGUGCAGGCCCGGGACGCAGAUGAAGGUGCUAACGGGGAGCUGGCAUUCGACCUCGUACAGCAGGAGCCGCGAGAAUCCUUCGCCAUCGACCGCCGCACGGGGGAGAUCGUGCUCGCUGACGAUCUCUCCCACGAGCCGCCGGGCCGAGUGUUUCGGGCGCUGCUAGUCGUAUCCGACGGCGGCAGUCCCCCGCUUUCCACCACUGCCACAGUCAGUUUCGUGGUGACAGCAGGAGACGGGCUUGGGCAGGUGGCGCCCGCCAGUGCCGGGAGUCCGGAGCGCUCCGGUCCUCCGGGCUCGAGGCUCGCGGAGUCAGGGCCGGCGCUGCAAUGGGAUACGCCGCUGAUCGUCAUAAUCGUGCUGGCUGGGAGCUGCACACUGCUGCUGGCCGCCAUCAUCGCCAUCGCCACCACCUGCAAUCGCCGCAAGAAGGAGGUGCGCAAAGGGGGGCCCCGCCGGGAAGAGCGGCCCGGGGCGGCGGGCGGCGGUGCCUCGGCUCCUGGUUCCCCGGAGGAGGCCGCCCGGGGAGCCGGGCCCAGGCCCAACAUGUUCGACGUGCUCACCUUUCCUGGCAGCGGCAAAGCGCCUUUUGGCAGCCCCGCGGCCGACGCGCCCCCGCCCGCGGUCGCGGCGGCCGAAGUGCCGGGCUCCGAGGGCGGCAGCGCCACAGGGGAAAGCUCCUGUCACUUCGAGGGGCAGCAGCGGCUCCGCGGCGCUCACGCCGAGCCCUAUGGUGCCUCUCCUGGCUUCGGAAAGGAGCCGGCGCCCCCUGUGGCGGUCUGGAAAGGACACUCUUUCAACACCAUCUCGGGCCGAGAAGCGGAGAAGUUCAGCGGCAAAGAUAGUGGCAAAGGGGACAGUGAUUUCAACGACAGCGACUCCGACAUCAGCGGGGAUGCUCUGAAAAAGGAUCUCAUCAACCACAUGCAGAGUGGACUGUGGGCGUGCACGGCUGAGUGUAAGAUUCUGGGCCACUCUGACCGCUGCUGGAGCCCGUCAUGUGGAGCACCCAACACACAUCCCUCAACUCACCCACCAGCCCAGAUGUCAACCUUCUGUAAGAGCACAUCGCUGCCGCGAGAUCCUCUGCGCAGAGACAAUUACUACCAGGCCCAGCUGCCAAAGACGGUGGGGCUGCAGAGCGUCUAUGAGAAAGUGCUGCACAGAGACUAUGACAGGACAGUCACUCUGCUCUCCCCUCCUCGUCCAGGGAGGCUCCCAGACUUGCAGGAGAUCGGGGUACCCCUCUAUCAGUCCCCUCCUGGCAGGUACCUCUCCCCAAAGAAGGAAGCCAAUGAAAAUGUGUAACCCCCCGCUGCAUGUCUACACACAUACGCAGGUCAC
This is a messenger RNA of Artibeus jamaicensis (Jamaican fruit-eating bat), 3278 nucleotides long. RefSeq names its product protocadherin 8 (gene PCDH8). The record is from RefSeq and is a predicted model, not a curated record. Bases 36 to 3242 code for a protein of 1068 amino acids. Gene Ontology annotation, molecular function: calcium ion binding. Lineage: Eukaryota; Metazoa; Chordata; Mammalia; Chiroptera; Phyllostomidae. Gene Ontology annotation, biological process: homophilic cell-cell adhesion. Gene Ontology annotation, cellular component: plasma membrane. The transcript has 3 exons.